ACAACAUCCCCCAUGGCUUUCCCUUCAUUGAUAUGGGCCCCCAGCUUAAAGUUGUUGAAAAAAGCAGAACUGCCACAAUGCUGUGCUCUGCCAGUGGAGACCCAGACCCAGAGAUCUCGUGGUUCAAGGACAUGCUUCCUGUGAAUCUCAGCAGCAGCGACGGGCGCAUCAAACAGCUUCGCUCAGGAGCGCUGCAAAUUGAGAACAGUGAGGAUUCGGAUCAGGGGAAAUAUGAAUGUGUCGCCACAAACAGCCUUGGUGUGCGUUACUCUGGUCCCGCCAAUCUCUACGUACGAGCACGAAGAGUCCCGCCCAGAUUCUCCGUUUUACCCUCCAACCAGGAAGUGAUGGCAGGCAGCAGUGUCAGUCUAACAUGUGUAGCAGGGGGCUCACCAAUGCCAUAUAUCAAGUGGACCAUGGGCCCGGUGGACCUGUCCAGAGAGGAGAUGCCAUUAGGGCGCAGUGUGCUGGAGCUCACCAACAUUCAAGAGUCAGCUAACUACACAUGUGUGGCCAUGUCUAGUCUGGGCAUUAUUGAAGCUACUGUUCAGGUUACUGUGAAAGGUGAGAGCUGAUUUCAGAUCAGUGGUUCUGUUGAUCUGAGGUUUCACAAAAGUGUGAAUUCUGAUGUUGAUUUGCCUACAAAUGUAGUCGUUGAUGAAACAGCCCAAAUUCGUUACAGAUACUGAAGUCGUUCUGGUUUUUAGUAAAAUGUUUGAAGGGACUGAUACAAAAGCUUGUAGGUAUUUCUUUCUGGAUGUUGUUCGUUUUGGUGUCCAAGUGUCUGUAUGAGUGUGACUCCAACCAACUCUGUUUGUGACGUUGGCACUGUAUCGUCUAUCUGUAGCAGGGUAGUGUAAUCAGUGUAAUCUGUUGUGGUCCCUGUGUCUGCCUGGCUGGCCCCACAAGGCCACAUGUGUUUAUUGUUUUGCUCUGUCUUUUCCUCGUCAUUCUGACUGGGCGGAGCUCACUGUGGGCUUCACGCACCUGUCUCCCAUUACGCUGCUGUUGUGUUUGCCAUUUAAGGCCAGGACGCAGAUCCUCUCAUCACGCGAUGAUUGUGCGAGACACUUUUCCCUGGACCUGUGACCUACCUGCUGCUUGGGACAUGAAUGAUUGGCUGUGUAGAAUCGUGGAGUGUGAGUGUGAGAGAACCUUCACUUUUCCUGAACUUUCCUUUUCCUGGACCUGUGGAACCCCGGAUUCCCCUCCACAUGUAUAUAUAUUGUAAAUAAAACCUGUACUGUCUGUGCCUGUGUCCUCCCCACUAUCCAAAAUGAUCAGUGUUAAAAUAGAGCUUUUCCACAUUUGCUAAUGGCCAAAGAUCUUAAUUCUUAAUCAAAGAUAAAUUAAAGUAUAAUUUUGCUACAUAUGUUAAUAGUGAAAAUGGCUGUUCUAAUGUCUGAAUAUUAUGUGUGCGUGCACAUGAUCCAGCUUCAACCUCGGCAGUUCUGUGUCUGCAGGAAUGUGGAAGAUAAGAAAUGUGUCACCAACCCAUGAUUAUACAUGUUUUUGACUAAGAGGUAUCAAGUGUAUUAAUGAUUAAACACAGAAUCACAGUUUAUGUGGUUUUACUGAUGGUUAAUUGUGCUUAAUUGCUUGAUACUGAUAAAAACAUAACCAGGUAUAAGUUUAACUGAUAUUAAAAAAAACUAAUAAUAAGAAGAAAAUAUAAUUUCUAAUGAUGAUUCUAAAAACAGGCCUGAAGCUGAGAGCUUGGCAUGUGUGGAAAGAUGGGAGAGAAUGAAAGACGUGGAGAAGCCAAACGAUGUCUGACUUUACAAAUAUAUGAUUUUAUAAAAAUAACUUGUAUUGAGUAUAUUGUGACCAUGAAACUGAGUUUUAAAGAAAAAGUAUUUCUAUACAACCUGAAUCAAAGGGAUUAUGCUGAAAUGAAAGUUCUUGUGAAAAUGUU
Messenger RNA from Haplochromis burtoni (Burton's mouthbrooder), 1915 nucleotides. RefSeq names its product receptor-type tyrosine-protein phosphatase F. Gene Ontology annotation, biological process: homophilic cell-cell adhesion; dendrite self-avoidance; axon guidance. The record is from RefSeq and is a predicted model, not a curated record. Lineage: Eukaryota; Metazoa; Chordata; Actinopteri; Cichliformes; Cichlidae. Gene Ontology annotation, molecular function: cell-cell adhesion mediator activity. Gene Ontology annotation, cellular component: axon; plasma membrane.